GUAUCUUUCAUCGACUCGGUUCUCUUUCCUUUUCUACCCCCACCGAAAAAGGAAAAACAAAGAAGAAAAAAAGCUAUGGCUUCUUCGUCGCUGCUCCGAUCCGCCGGCGGCGCGCUCCGGCGGUGGAUCCCUCGGCGCCUCUUCCCCAGCACCAGCUACCGGGUUUGGUUCGGGAGGAGACAAUCUGGCUAUGAACAGGCGUUCGCGGAGAGCCCGCGGCGGCGCCAUCUCGGCUCCGAUUGCGGCGGAAGUACCGACGACAAUCAGAAACGUUACUCAAUGGAUGAAUUGUUGAAAUGCAAAAGGCAAUUAGAGAAGAACAAGGAGGGAGCUUUUAGGCCCGCUGACAUUCCAGACCAUGAAAGCAAGAAAGACGAGCUCUAUAGAAAGAUGAGAUCGACUUUUGACAAGCUGUGCCACUGCUUAGAUGAGCAGGAACAUAUACUUCGAGAAAUUGAAGAUCAAGUUGACAAUGAUGAAAAGUUUGAUCAAGUCAAACAAUAUCUGGUGGCGAUCCCUAGCUUCGUUUGUAUUGGUCUUAUUCUUGAUAGGAUGCAUAUGUUUGGUUGAGAGAUUGUGUUAUGACUUUUGACUUUUGGCUAGUUAGUGUACCCGAGGUAUUGACCACGCUAUAUAGGACUUGGUUGUGGACACAGCAAAUCAGCAAUAUACUCUGUGAUGUGAUCUGAUUGAUAAAGGUGUAAGUGGGUAACCCGUUUAUUUUGACUUAUAGGUGGGUUCAUGGGUUAGCCACUUAUCCUUAAUGAUUGACCUCAUUGAUGUUAGAGAGACCGCUACUACUUGUAUGAUCGUUUUGAACGAAGGAAAUAAGGAAGCGCAAUUCAAAGGGAUCUUAUGA
This is a messenger RNA of Oryza sativa Japonica Group (Japanese rice), 859 nucleotides long. RefSeq lists its product as uncharacterized. The record is from RefSeq and is a predicted model, not a curated record. Lineage: Eukaryota; Viridiplantae; Streptophyta; Magnoliopsida; Poales; Poaceae.